UCACAUGGGCCCUCCCGGUUCCGGCGCUGCGGAGGCCCGGAAUCGAGAACGAGUGUCCGACACCAUGUCUGGUUUGUCUGGCCCACGAUCCCAGCGUGGCCCCUGCCCGGUGGCGUUGCUGUUUUUAUUCCUGCUCGGCCCUAGCUCAGUCCUCGCCAUCUCCUUCCAUCUGCCGGUGAACUCUCGCAAGUGUCUCCGCGAGGAGAUCCACAAGGACCUGCUGGUGACGGGCGCCUAUGAGAUCACCGACCAGUCUGGGGGCGCUGGCGGCCUGCGCACCCACCUCAAGAUCACAGAUACUGCGGGCCACAUUCUGUACUCCAAGGAGGAUGCGUCCAAGGGGAAGUUCGCCUUUACUACCGAGGACUACGACAUGUUUGAAGUGUGCUUUGAGAGCAAGGGAACGGGGCGGACACCUGACCAACUUGUGAUCCUAGACAUGAAGCACGGAGUGGAGGCAAAAAAUUACGAAGAGAUCGCAAAGGUUGAGAAGCUCAAGCCGCUCGAGGUGGAGCUGCGUCGUCUCGAAGACCUUUCCGAGUCCAUCGUGAACGACUUUGCCUACAUGAAGAAGCGAGAGGAGGAGAUGCGGGACACCAACGAAUCCACAAACACCCGGGUCUUAUACUUCAGCAUCUUCUCAAUGUUCUGCCUCAUCGGACUGGCCACCUGGCAGGUCUUCUACCUGCGCCGCUUCUUCAAGGCCAAGAAGUUGAUUGAAUAAUGAGGUGCAGCCUCCUCCCCCCUCGUACCUCAGCCAGCAGAACAUCGCUGGGACGUGCCUGGCCUUGGGCAUCCUACCAACAGCACCACUAAGGCACAUUGGAGUUACCCCCUACAGCCUACAAAUCAGUGAGGGACUUCUUUUCAACUUGGUAGGAUUUGGACUCAUUUUGCAACAAUAGGACUAUUAUUAGUCACCUAAGACAAAACAUAGGGGUUACUUGGAUAAUGCCUAAGCCAGCAUUCGUACUGGGUUUCGCCGUGGGAUCUGUUUGAACCAUUUCCUUCCCUCUCCCACUCGCUCACCAGCCUGGGCUCCCUCCCACUCGAGUUGUUUCACUAAGAUUUUUAUGACUAUAUGGAAGGAAGCUAUUUCAUUCUCAUUAUCCCCUUUAAUUUCCUUGCAAAAACGCCCUUCCCUUUCUUGUGGCCCUCAGCUGAAAUGGUUACGUGGCUUCUCUCUGAUAUCCUGUCAUAAAUUUAUGUCGCUCCAAAGGGUCAUGAAUGUUACACCUCAUCAAAAUGAGCUUUGAACUGCAGAUAACUCUGAAAGGAGAUUGCAUUUUAGACAAUUAAAAUAUUUGUGUUCA
Molecule: messenger RNA, 1313 nt
Organism: Ochotona princeps (American pika)
Lineage: Eukaryota; Metazoa; Chordata; Mammalia; Lagomorpha; Ochotonidae
Gene: TMED10
Product: transmembrane p24 trafficking protein 10
Exons: 5
Coding region: 5-724 (239 amino acids)
Biological process (GO): intracellular protein transport; Golgi organization; endoplasmic reticulum to Golgi vesicle-mediated transport
Cellular component (GO): COPI-coated vesicle; COPII-coated ER to Golgi transport vesicle; Golgi apparatus
Source: RefSeq, a predicted model, not a curated record